Messenger RNA from Cynocephalus volans (Philippine flying lemur), 1890 nucleotides. It is a transcript of the gene BCAS1, whose product is annotated as brain enriched myelin associated protein 1. Gene Ontology annotation, biological process: myelination. NCBI's taxonomy places the organism in Eukaryota, Metazoa, Chordata, Mammalia, Dermoptera, Cynocephalidae. The record is from RefSeq and is a predicted model, not a curated record. The transcript is spliced from 12 exons. The coding region runs from base 1 to 1890 and encodes 629 amino acids.
AUGGGUAACCAAAUGAGUGUCCCACAAAGAGUUGAAGAUCAAGAAAAUGAAAUGGAAGCAGACACUUACAAGGUGGCAUCGGACAGUGAGUGUGUUCAAAACGGGAUCCCUGUGAUAGUAUCAACCCACACUGUCCAACACUACGAUGAAGUUGAUUUGGGAAUAAGUGUCAAGAAGAAUAAUGUGGCCUCUUCUUCCCCCAAGACAGUGGAGAUAAGAACUGUUCCAGAUGCCAAUGGAAAGAGUCUUGGCAAAGAGGCCAAACCAGAGGCACCAGCUGCUAAAUCUCGUUUUUUCUUGACACUCUCUCGGCCUGUACCAGGACGUACUGGAGACCAAGCCACGGAUUCAUCCACUGGAUCAGUGCGGCUUGAUGUCAGCUCCCAUACAGCUCCAGCAAACAAAGCCCCGAGUGAGAGCCUGGCGCCUCCGGGAGCAGCUGCACCAGAGCACACUGCCAAUAAAACCUCAGUGCCCAGCCCAGCCCAAGACCAGGCCCUUGCUGCCACUUGGGCCCCAGCGCCUCUCCCACCUGAGUCAGGAGAAGCAGUCCCCUCCAAGUCCAAGGACUCCAGCUUUUUUGACAAAUUCUUCAAACUGGACAAGGGACGGGAAAAGGCACCAGUUGACAGUCCGCAAGAAACCAAGAGUGCAGAACCUCAAGAGGAGGCCAAUGAGAUUCCUGGAGUCUCAGGGCAGCCUGAUGAUGUCCCCGCAGGGCAGGACAUAGUGGAAGACGAGGAAAAAGGACAAGAAAUCGGAACCUUGAGUUGCUCCGUCCCCAGGGACCCAGAAGUAGUGGAGACUGCAGAGGUGGGCUGCCAGACCACAGAUACAACAGAGAAUAACUCUAUCAUGAGUUUCUUCAAAACGCUGGUUUCACCUAACAAAGCUGAGGCAAAAAAAGAUCCAGAAGAUGUGGCAUCCAAAGCAGAAAGUGUCUGUGAUGGACAAGCUGGUCAGAAGACAUCUGAGAUCCAGGCUAAAAGCACCAAGAAAAAGCACCUGGAUAGCCCCAGGCUAGGACUCGCCUUUAGAAAAUUCUUUAGGCAUAAGGGUGCUGAAAAGUCACCCACUGAUUCAGCUGACCUAAAGUCAGACAAAGCCAACUUUAUACCCCAGGAGACCCAAGCUGCAGCCAAAAAUCCUAAAGGCUGCAACUCAUCAGGUCACGUGCAAUCUGUGACAUCCACUGAAACAGCAAAGGAAAGUGCCAAGGAGAAAUCGGGACCCACCUCUUCACCUCUAGGCAAACUGUUUUGGAAAAAGUCAGUUAAAGAGGAUUCAGUUCCCACAGGUGCAGAGGAGAAUGUGGUGUGUGAAUCACCAGUAGAGAUUAUAAAGCCCAAGGAAGUAGAAUCAACUUUACAAACAGUGGAUCUCAGUGAAGAAGAAGAUGCUGCACCUGAGCCUGCAGAAGUAAAGCCCAAAAGAGAAGAAAGCAAAGCACCGAGAACCUCCCUGCUGGUGUUUCUCAGACAAAUGUCAGUGAGAGGGGACGGAGGGAGCACCCACUCUGAAGAAAUGAAUGGGAAAGACUCCAGCUGCCAACCAUCGGACUCCACAGAGAAGGCCAUCACGCCACCAGAGCCGGAACUGGCAGGAGCAGCCCACAAGGGCAAAGAGGGUGCCUCAAAGAACAAGAAGCCGGCAGCCGAGGUGAUCAAGCAGAAGAGCAACAGGCAGGACGCCAAAGACCCAGCCCAGUGCGGCGAGCAGGCCACGGUUCGUGGCAACUCACUGCAGAACGGGGACAAGCCUCAGAAGAGACCUGAGAAGCGGCGGCAGUCCCUCGGGGGCUUCUUUAAGGGCCUGGGACCAAAGCGGAUGUUGGAUGCUCAAGUGCAAACAGACCCGGUGUCCAUCGGACCAGUUGGCAAAUCCAAGUAA